This is a messenger RNA of Caenorhabditis remanei, 318 nucleotides long. RefSeq lists its product as uncharacterized. The transcript has 2 exons. The coding region runs from base 1 to 318 and encodes 105 amino acids. NCBI's taxonomy places the organism in Eukaryota, Metazoa, Nematoda, Chromadorea, Rhabditida, Rhabditidae. The record is from RefSeq and is a predicted model, not a curated record.
AUGACUGUUGCUUUCCUAUUAUAUAUUUUAACAAUAUUCUUCGUGUCCAGAAUUUUCGGUAGUGACGACGUGGUAUGUGUUCCCGCCGAGGGGGGAAACGAACAGUGUAUUGAAAGUUUUAAUGGAGUAAGAGAGAACAUUUUAUUAUUAAACCAGACUAUCAAGGAGAACAUUGACAAGUUGAACAAACAUUGUCAAGAAUUUGAAAAAUGCUCAGAGACUUUGAAGUGUGGUGCUGAAAAAGAAUUAAUUGAUUUAGUUGACGAUGUGAAUGCAUUCUGCGAGGCUUCUAUAUUCCGUCAUACACCACUUUUUUGA